AUGGCUGGACCAAGUGCUUCUGAGAUCAUCUUCAUCUCUGUCAAUCACAGCAUCACAUUGAUGGGGAAGGUGUGGCUCAUUGUGAUGCUCUUCCUCCGCAUCCUGAUCCUCCUCUUGGCUGGUUACCCUCUCUACCAGGACGAGCAGGAGCGGUUUGUGUGCAACACCAUUCAGCCUGGUUGCGCCAACGUCUGCUACGAUCUGUUCUCCCCCGUCUCUCUCUUCCGCUUCUGGCUGGUGCAGCUCGUCACCUUGUGUAUCCCCUACUUCAUCUUCAUCAUCUACGUGGUUCACAAGGUGUCCAAUGGCCUCACCGUGGAUCUGAACACCUCCGGUCACAUCAGCGCCACGCCACUGUUCAAGAUCCGUCAGGAGCCGUUCAACAAGAGGUCCGUGAACAAGGCACCUCUGGUGGCUGAGGGCUUCACAGGAGGAUACAUCCUACACCUGAUGUUCCGGACCUUGCUGGAGGCUGGGUUUGGAGCUGCUCACUACUAUCUGUUUGGUUUCUACAUCCCCAGGAGAUUCCUGUGCCAGCAUCCACCCUGCACCACCCAGGUGGACUGCUACAUCUCCAGGCCCACGGAGAAGACUGUGAUGCUCAACUUCAUGCUUGGCAUGGCUGCUCUGUCCCUUUCCUUAAACGUGUUGGAUUUCAUCUGUGCGAUCAAGCGCUCAGUGAGGCAGAAGAUCAAGAAGAAGAUGAUGGUGGAGAAAAUAUAUGAGGAAGAGCAAUGUUUUCUCUCAGGCGGGGGAACUUCUAAGGGAAUGGACAGAAACGACCCCUUGGCUCAGCAGGAUUUAGAGGAGGACGCUGGUCAAAUGGGGGGUUUCCGGAAGAGGAGAGGUAGCGGAGGAGGGGUGCUAGGUCUAGAGCCACCUCUCUUGGGGAACUCCUCUCUUCCCCGAUCUCCAGGAUCCACAGGUUGCAACACCAAUGGGAACAACGGCUACUCUGUUACCCAAGAGGAGCAUCCGGAAAGAAACGGCAGUGAGGUGGCUCUCUGUCCCCCGGAGCCAAUGGGGACGCCCAGAUCCAUUCGCGUUAGCAAGCGCAAUAGAGUCAAACCGCCACCUCCCCCCAGACGGGACAUUGGGCUGCCCCCUGGGACAUCGGUGGGGCAAACUGGGGAUGGUUCCCCAGCAGGAAAAACCUGUACCAGACGGGUGGGUCAGUACACGCUGGUGGAGCUGGGUAGUGGCGCAGAGCUUCAGAGCAACGACGAUGCACAGGACAAAAGAUCCGAGUGGGUUUGA
This is a messenger RNA of Pleuronectes platessa (European plaice), 1257 nucleotides long. Its product is annotated as gap junction delta-4 protein. The transcript has 2 exons. Lineage: Eukaryota; Metazoa; Chordata; Actinopteri; Pleuronectiformes; Pleuronectidae. The coding region runs from base 1 to 1257 and encodes 418 amino acids. Gene Ontology annotation, cellular component: connexin complex. Gene Ontology annotation, biological process: cell communication. The record is from RefSeq and is a predicted model, not a curated record.